Schizophyllum commune H4-8 is the source of this 649-nucleotide messenger RNA. RefSeq lists its product as uncharacterized. The record is from RefSeq and is a predicted model, not a curated record. Bases 158 to 610 code for a protein of 150 amino acids. Lineage: Eukaryota; Fungi; Basidiomycota; Agaricomycetes; Agaricales; Schizophyllaceae. The transcript is spliced from 5 exons.
GGUUUGUGGCGGGAUUCGGAAACUGCCGAUGCACCGCCGGCCUGCUCUCGACGUUCUGCGCUGCGUGCGCCGCCGUACUCGGUAGCGCCCCUCUCGCUCUUCGACCCUGUCCGAUAGCGUCGCCCAAGCGUUGGGAGAGCUGUUCGCAGUCUCGACCAUGCUUCGCGAUAGCCAUGUCGUAUCCACUGAAGCAGCCGCCGAGGCCAGUGAGUGCUCCUGCGUAAUCAAAAGGUCGCUCGCUCGCCUUCCUUUCAUACUCGUGGAGAUGCCUCGAAGGAAACUCGAUAGUUGCAGAGCCUACUACGGCUGCGCUGUCUGCACGACAGGACCAGCCUCCUCCGCGCACUGCUUGCGCUCGUGCGGUGCCUCCCGCCCGAGAUCGUCGCCGAGAUUCAGGCUACAUCGUGCAUUCCUGCCCGGAGAUGAAGGGAUGCGGCGCCCGGAACCGUGGCUUUGGUCUCCGAGGGAUUCGUGGAGGGAAUUUGUGAGGGAUAGCCUGCGCGAUGCGAGAUCUCUGAAGCUUGAUUCCACUGAAUCGGUCUGCGACCUCACUUGCUCUAAUACAUGUCACAUCUUACGUAGACGUAGUGCUAGAAAGGUGUCCUUAUGAGAAGCUGCCCUUGAGGCACUCGCCGAGUGCUCGUCCGUC